This is a messenger RNA of Procambarus clarkii (red swamp crayfish), 549 nucleotides long. The record is from RefSeq and is a predicted model, not a curated record. Lineage: Eukaryota; Metazoa; Arthropoda; Malacostraca; Decapoda; Cambaridae.
AUGUUUGUUAGUUAUCGUGCGUCGCGAGUGAGGGAUCCUCCUUUAUUUAUUUGUGCUAUAACUCGACGAGCCGCCAGUUCCCGUCACCGCCAGCAGUGCCCGUCACCGCUGUCACCACCAGCCGUGCCCGUCACCGCUGUCACCACCAGCAGUGCCCGUCACCGCCGUCACCACCAGCAGUGCCCGUCACCGCCGUCACCACCAGCAGUGCCCGUCACCGCUGUCACCACCAGCAGUGCCCGUCACCGCCGUCACCACCAGCAGUGCCCGUCACCGCCGUCACCACCAGCAGUGCCCGUCACCGCUGUCACCACCAGCAGUGCCCGUCACCGCUGUCACCACCAGCCGUGCCCGUCACCGCUGUCACCACCAGCAGUGCCCGUCACCGCCGUCACCACCAGCAGUGCCCGUCACCGCUGUCACCACCAGCAGUGCCCGUCACCGCUGUCACCACCAGCAGUGCCCGUCACCGCCGUCACCAACUACCAUGAGAGCCUACGUGGAGAAUUAAUCAUCGAGCAGCCGGCAUCACCUCGUUCCUCUGUUUAA